This is a messenger RNA of Planococcus citri (citrus mealybug), 1378 nucleotides long. RefSeq names its product digestive cysteine proteinase 3-like. NCBI's taxonomy places the organism in Eukaryota, Metazoa, Arthropoda, Insecta, Hemiptera, Pseudococcidae. The transcript has 6 exons. Gene Ontology annotation, cellular component: lysosome. The record is from RefSeq and is a predicted model, not a curated record. Gene Ontology annotation, molecular function: cysteine-type endopeptidase activity. Bases 249 to 1247 code for a protein of 332 amino acids.
UGCGGUGUCCGUUCGCGAAUGAUCUUUUUCAGUCAGUUCCUUAUCGUUCAGAGGGUCGGUCGUUACAGUCACUCGAUACAAAGUGCCUAUAUAAUUUCUUAAACACAGAAAUUUUAAACUACGAACUAAUUUUAAUGUCAUUUUUUACUCGUUCAAAUUCUAUAUUUUAGUUGCAAUAAGAAUACGCUGGAAAGUUUUUGAAUUUUAAACAUUUUUCUCGUGAUUUUUUGUUCGAUAUUUUCUUCAAUAUGAAAACGCUCUUUCUGUUAUUCGUGUGUGCAACCGUUAUUAUCAAUUUUGGAACCUGUACAGAUACAGAUGACAUUACCACAUGGGAAGAUUUCAAGGAGAAAUAUAAAAGAAAUUAUACUGGUGCAGAUGACGAAACACGUAAAAACAUAUUCAAUAUUAACGUUGAAAAUAUAAAAAAACACAAUGAAAAAUUUGAUAAACGCGAAGUUACAUUUAAAAUGGGGAUGAACGAGUUUGGUGAUUUGACUCAUUCAGAAUUUUUAAACCUAUUCAGUGUUAGAGAAAUAAUUCAGAAAGAUGCAAAUGUUGAUACAGAGAAUGAUGUGCUUGUUUUUGAUGAUAGCGGUCCAUUACAAUGUGAUUGGAGAGAGCUCAAAGCGGUGAAAACUGUACACAAUCAGCAAGCCUGUAAAAGCGGAUGGGCAUAUAGCGCGGCCGAUGCUUUAGCUGCCAGAUACAAUAUUUCUUAUAACAAUUCUUGCGAUCCUUUGUGUGCCAGAUACUUCAUAAAAUGUUCGGGCGGCAUGGGUAAUAACGGAUGCAAAGGUGGUCUGGCUUUCAAAGCGUGUGAAUUAGUAAAUACAACCAGAGUGAUGCCUGAUGAAAACUCCUUUAAGAAUAAAGACUGUAAGCUGGAUAAGAUGAAAAAUAAGGUUACUCUCAACAUUAAAGAUUGUGUGAAUCGUAAACAUGGGUACGCGAAUAUUUCAAAUGAGCUUUGCACUAACGGUCCUGUGUCUGCUUCCAUCAGUGCUGAGAAACCAAGCUUUCAGUUUGCUAAAGAAGGUAUUUAUUACGAAGACGAUUGCGAAAAGACACCGAAUCAUCAAGUUUUAUUGGUUGGUUAUCAAAUCGAAAACUCAGAAAAUCCUUAUUGGAUAGUAAAAAAUUCGUUCGGCGAUUCUUGGGGUGAGAAUGGUUUCCUUAAAAUUUCCACCAAGGUUAGUAAAUCCGGGUGUAGAAUUAUCGGCGACGUGUCAUUCCCAGUAUUCUAAGCUGUAAUAAUUACUCCAGAGAUCUUUUUUAAAUUACAUUUUUUCUGAAUUAUUAUUUGUUAUCAUUCUUCAUUAUUUUAAGUUUAUAAACGUGCGUCAUCUUUUUAUCAAUAAAAAUAUGUACCAUUUAA